Messenger RNA from Effrenium voratum, 4050 nucleotides. NCBI's taxonomy places the organism in Eukaryota, Dinophyceae, Suessiales, Symbiodiniaceae. The record is from the annotation of a GenBank genome assembly.
GCAAGUUGGCACCGCAUCCGCAACCGCCAUGCGAUGUCCAAAUGGCGGGAGCCAAGUCCCGGCCGCAGAGCCAGCGGCGCGGGGUUCGCGAGCGCGGGGAUCCCUUUGCGACCACCGGGUGCUUGCGCCCGAAGCCGGUGCACCCGCUGCUGACUCUGCGGCUGCAGACCCCGAGACUCACCUCCGCCCCCUCGACUUCGCGCCCCCGCGCCAGCCUCCCCGCGCCGCCGGAGGCAGAGGUCGUGGAUCGCAGCCCUGAGACGGCGGAGGCGGCCCUGGAGUUUUUCGCAUCCCUGCCGGGGCCAGAGCGACAGCGUGCGCUGAUGCCGGAACUGCUGCGGCUGGUACAGCUGUCGCUGUACAUCCAGCCCAACUUCAGCUCGGCCAGCCUCUCGGCGCCAAUGUGCCCAACGCGGCAGGUGCUCUUCUUCGUGGGCCACCGCUGGCUUGCCUCCCGCCUCUUGCAGCUCAAGCGGAAAUCUCUGCACAUGUCAGAGGUGGUGCGCCGCUGCAUGCGCUUUGAGAACAUCCGCGUCCAGGUGCAGGCAAAUUUGAUGGAGCUGGGGGCGAAGCGCCCGGUCGUGGAGGUCUCUUCUUCCAUUUUGCGCCGGCGGCAGACUGCCAAGGAGGAGCGCGAGGAGACGCCGCCCCCGAAGCUGAAAGACCCCGCCGCGGACAAGUUCGCGCAGCAGCUCUCCGCGGGCCGAGCCGGGAAGUCCUCGCUGAUUUGGCUCUGGGCCCUGUGGAAGCACGUGCACGCGCUGCUGAUGCGGCGGCGCCGCAAGAAGGGGGAACUCCUCGAGCGCACGCUGGUGGGCGAUCUGGCGGCCCCGUUUCGGCAUUGGAUGAUCUUCGCGGUGGAGAGCAAAACGGAGAGCAAGAUGAUCACCUACACCACGUAUCUGCAGGAGCGGCAGAUGUACACGAGGACUGCCAUGGACCUGCACAACAAGAAGGAGGAUCUGGUGUUGGACAUCCAGGUGAGCGAGAACAGCUGCGUGCGCCUGGAGAAGCAGCUCGAGGCGAAGCGGCAGAACCGCGCGCAGCUGGCCCAGCGCCUGCUGGACGUGCGCCCAGACAUGGUGAAGGCCAUGCUCAGCAAAGUGCUGGACCUCACUUUGCUGGAGGUGCUGCGGAUGGGGUACUUGUUCCGAACCCUCUACCGCCUGCACUUCCUGACCCGGGACCUGGCCCCGCUGCUGUUGGCGGAGGAGGACAGCGCGUGGCGGCUCUUCGGGCUGAGCGGGGACCAGAUCUUGGCGCGCUGGGUGAACUCCCAGCUGGCCCAGUUCAAGCUCGUGGCCAACGAGGUGCUGGAGGCCAUGUCCAAGCGCUCCCAGGAUGAGGAGGCCGACAUCGAGUGGUCCGCCCGGGAGACGGAGGUCUACGGGGACCGGUGCCGCGCCCUGCGCGCCAUGAAGCCGGUGACGGCCGCAGAGCCGGACGCGGAGGCGGCGCUGGCCAUGGCCUACGGGGCCGUGUGCGCCAAGGAGGCGCUGCACCCCGUGAGCAUGUGGCCCCUGGACGCCAAGGAGGACAAGGCCUCGGCGCUGUGCGCGGCGAUUCGUCAGGUGAUCCCCACCGCGGCCAAGUUUCUGCUGCUGCCAGGCGACCUCGCGAAAAGCCAAGUCCCGGUGAUCCCCUCGGUGCUGGCCGUGGUCUUCGUGGCCAACGAGACUUUGCCCUGCGCCGCCUCUCACGGCCGCGAGGUCCUGGGGGCCGCCGCCUUCGCGGCGUCUGCGGCGGCGCAGAUGGCGCAGGCGGCGGCGCUGGAGCCCCGGAAGUCGGGGUCCAAGCACAAGGAGCUGGCGAUGGCGGUGUCGGACUUACCAGAUAUGCCGGAAGAGCACAGGGCACAGGACCUACACAGGCGUGUGGUGUCGUGGCUGGAGGACGCCGAACUGCCGUCCCAGUCCACGGAGCUGCCCACGGAGCGGGACCCGGUCCUGAAGACUAUCUUCUCCGCCAUCGAGCAGCGCGCCGGAGCCUGGGCCAUCGACACACCGCAGGACUUCACCAAGCUGCUGAAGCCCGAGGAGGGCCCAAGCGACCUGGGCCUCUUGCCGGCGCACGAGCUCCUGCUGCGCUGGGUGAACUUCCAGCUGGCCGGUGUCACGCACGGUGUGCUGCAGAACCUCGGGGAGGUGGAAGGUGCGCCCGUGGUGCUGGAGGUCUUGAACAAGGUGGCCCCCGACGUGCUGCCGCUGCAGGCGGAGGAACAGGCGGCGGUGCGGCAAGCGGCGAGCCCCGCGGCCACGGAGGCGGCCACGGAGCACCUCGUGGUGGCGCUGGCCCGGCGCUGCGUGGGCUACCCCAUCCUCACCGAGGAGGUGCUGCGGGAUGACCAGGCGGACGUGGUGGCGGCGUUCCUGGCGGAGCUCAUGGCCUGCCGCCCCAAUCUGCCCAUCGCGGAGGACUCCGAGCAGCGGAACCACAUGGACCUCCUCGCCGAGGUGGUGCUGGAGGCCGCGAAGACGGAGCAGUCUGGUCUGCAGCAACUCUGCGGUUACCUCCGGCAGACUCACGGGAGCAUCACGACGUCAUUGGAGGAGAUGCGCAAGCACCGGGAGACCUCCGAAGCCGUGAAGGACAAGUUAAGGUCCUUCGCUCUGAAGAUGCUGGUGAAGCGAUCCCAAGGGGCGCCCUGCAACAUGCUGGAGCUCGCGCAGCAGCUUCCAAAGAAUGGGCCCAGGGGAGACCUCAUCUCCAGCUCACUCACCAAGGCCACGAUCCACCGGGAGAUGACCAGGCUCAUGGCUCAGCAAGAGAACGGCCGCAUCUCCAAGGAGUUGGUCAUGAAUUCGGAGAAGUCCGCGGUGGAGGAGCUAUUGAAGAGACACAUCAGCGUCUUCAGAGAUUCGUUCCGGCACUACGCGCGCGGCAGCCGGUCUGAGCCAAAGCCUGCUGAACCGGUACCCGCGGGGAGGAAGAUGUCCAUCAGCGGAGAAGCUGCGCAAGUACUGGUCGUGAGCCAGCGAUACUUCAUGAUGAUGUACCGGGAUUGCCGACUUCACCAGCUCAGGCUGUCGCCCCUAGACAUGGAGGAGGUCUACAACGAGGUGAAGCUUCACCACAUGAUGGCAGCCCAUGAGUCGCCUCUGCUGGCGAUGGCGGAGGACUCGCAGCGCUUCGAGCAGGGCCUCUCGCUGGAGCUCUUCGUGGAGGCCCUGCUGACCUUGGCCUGCCGCGCCAAGAUCGAGGGCUUGGCGCCCACUGCCAUCCACGACAAACUGAGCCACGUGAUCGAGAAUCACAUCGUCCCCCUGGCCGGCACUAAGAGGGAGGAUUUCGUGUACCAGCUGCUGGUGGACGAGUCCUUGGAUGAGCUGUUGGAUGAGUGGUCUGCUCGGCUUCGCUCGAUCUUCACGGCCUAUGCAAGCAGCGCCCGGAAAGUGGAGCGCGACCGGCACCGCCACCGGGGCGCCUUCAUCGAGUCCACCGGCGUGCAGUCGCAGAAGCAGGCGCUUUGCAUGUCGCUGGAGUCCUUCACGGAGAUGCUGGAGCAUGCCAGGCUGUCUGCCCAGAUCAACCGAGCAAGGGUGGGCUCCAUCUUCCGUGGGCUCGUGGAGCUCCAGAAGCGUGAGCAAAAGACCGAGACCGAGCAAGAAGCAGAGCAAGAGGUGGAGGAGCCAACGAUUUCGCGCUCGAUGCAGGAGGAUCCGAACCGUGUGGCCAACUUGCUGCAGGACGACUCUGGUGCUUCCUUCCAGUACGUCAUGGCCUUCCAGGAGUUUCUGGAUGGCCUCAUUAUCCUGACCCUCUUCAAGGAGCCGAAUCCCUUUAUCAGCUUUGUGACGCGCUUCGAGCGGUUCAUCAGGAACGCCUUCGUGGAGCCGCUCUUCGAGCACGCGGGGAAUUCUCAGGAGCCGCGGUUGGUGACGCUGUAUGAAGCCUUGGAGGAUGCCUUUCAGAAGGAUGUGUCCAUCGAGGGUAUCUCCCGCAAGUUGAAGAAGGCGGAGGUCUCAGCUUAAGGUGAGAUGGCGAGUUGUACAUAGUGGGCGCUUCCCAACACCUCCCCCCCGAGGCCUCUCGUUUGGCGGUUCCCGGCCA